GUAGAUCUCAACGUGCGUGGGUUCGAGUCCCGCAGCAUGCCGGAAGACGUCUAACAAAAAAACUGAUGCUAGCGUUGUGUGUUAACGUGCCUCACCGCUGUGUUCAGUGCGGGUGUGAAUGCAGUUGGAAAAACACUCCGUCCAUCGGAAAGGACGCAAAUGUUGGUCCCGUGUAUAGGAGAGUCACAACCUAUGCACGUUAAAACCAAUACACUAUUCGUCAAAGAGUAGGGUGUUCACCCGGUGUAUUGCACCUGCCGGUCCCCGGUACUACAAUACUGCAAGAAUCUUCAGGAUUGAAGGAGGCAGUGUAGCUUGAAGAAGAAGAAGAAAUCUAACUUUGUUAUGUUAAAAAAUGCUCGAGUCAAGACAAAAACCUCGACUCUACGACAUGCUUUUCAGUUUGUGGGACUGAAUGAAGAAAGGAAGCGAGAGAGAGAGGCGCAGACAGAUGUUGAGCAGUUCUACAAGGAAGCCUUGGAAAAUGCUUCUAAUUUCAAUUCUCGGAUGAUGUCAGAACGGAAGAUGAGACUUCCGUUUCUUGACUCUCAGACUGGUGUAGCCCAGAAUAACUGCUUCUUGUGGUUCCAGAAGCGUCAUAGAGCCCAGGGUCAGGAACGGGGCCAACUGUACACCUACCCUUCCAGGAGAUGGAGGAAGAAGCGCAAGAAUCACCAGCCUGUCCCAGUAGAAAUUGCAGAGAACAAAAUUCUUGCUGAAGCCUUAGGGGCAGACCUUGGUGAUUUUUCAGGUGAGGUCCCGGUAGAGACGGCCAUCAACCCCGAGCAUGACCCGACACAAUACGGAGGCAUCACCAUCCACCCAGUCCAUCAAGAAUCAGAGGAUAUCCUGAGACACCUUGAAGCUGAUGAUGUAUACCCUGAUGCUGGUGAGAUUGACAGACCGGGCUCAGAGAGCGACGAGGACUACGAGGUGUCGUCUCGUAAAAAGAAGCAGAAGAAGGGGCGUGGUACGGGAGGAGGACGACGAUCGCGAGGAGGGGGAGGUGGUGGAGGAGGAGGAGGAGAUGGUGAGAUGCCACUACUAACUGCUGAAGAUAGACCUUAUGCAUGUAAAGUCUGCAAGAAACGGUACAAGAACCGGCAGGGUUUGAACUACCACACCCAACACACCCACCAAGGAGACCUGGACACCAGCAUGGAGGAGCCGGAGUCCCAGCCGUCGCCCCUGGAACCAGUGACUGACCCACUAGGUGAAGCUCCCAAGUCAAGUAAAGGAGGUCAACCAGAAACCAAUAAUUACUGUGACUUCUGCCUCGGCGAUGCCACCGAGAACAAGAAGACGAGGAUGCCGGAAGAUCUCAUAUCGUGUUCAGACUGUGGUAGAUCAGGCCAUCCAACCUGUCUCCAGUUCACUGAUACCAUGAUACAGAAGGUCAAAGGUUACCGUUGGCAGUGCAUCGAGUGCAAGUCAUGCGGACUCUGUGGCACUUCAGACAAUGAUGACCAACUGUUGUUCUGCGAUGACUGUGAUAGGGGAUACCACAUGUAUUGUCUCAAUCCACCCAUGCAGGCACCACCUGAAGGAAGCUGGAUAUGUGACCUGUGCAAGGUGUGAGGAGGAGUACAUGCCCGCUGCAUUUAUCAUUAUACUGCUAAAGAAUAAGAUAUGUGGAUAUGAUAUCAUAUUCCAAACAUCAAAUGCUCUGAAUUGCCUAUUUAUGUAAUAUGGUCAAGUUAUUGCCAAACGGUGAAUGUGAGGAUGUAUGCGAACUCUCCUUGGUGAAAUUCUCAAUUUUCAAGAUAAUGUAGCUUUAUUACAUGAAAAAUUGAAGUGACAAUUGCCCCAGGAAAUAGGUGUGCUGUAACUUCAAGAGAUUUUUAAAGAGAAUUGAAGACAGUUAUUUUUUAAAAUGAUCGUUGAAUGUGUAGCAUGAUUCUUAUAAGCAUGAUGGAGAUCAUGUUAAUAGCUUGGUUAUACCUAUUAGAUGAGAGAUAGAUGUUUGAUAUUUGAUAGGUUUAUUGAGCAAAUAAUAUAUAAAAAAUAAUGGGAUAAAAAUAGGUUCAAUAUCUCUUGUAUAUGUCACCACCACCCUUUCAUAUAAAGACCAUGUACAUUUGGAAAACUUUAUUGCAUAUUUUCAAUGCAGAACAUAUAUGUACAAAACAACUCAAAAUAAUGCAUUCUGUACAUAGAUUUAAAUAAUAUUGUACAUUUGCCAAAAGUGUCAACAACCCCCCCCCCCCCCCUUUCCCCAAUGUGCAUGCAGUAUGUUACCCUUGAAGGAGACAUAUCUAUGUAAUGUAUUGUAGUGUCUCGUAUCAAUAGAAGUAGAUAUACUUGUAGUAGUAUUCAUGUAGAUUGUUCUUUCACACAUUGUGGUAAAAGUUUAGGUGUGAAAUGUCAGAAUAGUUUCAAUGUGAAAGCCUAAUUAAAUAACAUUUGUUUUUAAUAAAAUCCUUAAAUAGUCA
This is a messenger RNA of Lytechinus pictus (painted urchin), 2432 nucleotides long. RefSeq names its product zinc finger protein ubi-d4 B-like. Gene Ontology annotation, molecular function: histone binding; transcription coactivator activity; histone H3K4 methyltransferase activity. The record is from RefSeq and is a predicted model, not a curated record. Gene Ontology annotation, biological process: positive regulation of transcription by RNA polymerase II. Bases 346 to 1578 code for a protein of 410 amino acids. NCBI's taxonomy places the organism in Eukaryota, Metazoa, Echinodermata, Echinoidea, Temnopleuroida, Toxopneustidae. The transcript is spliced from 9 exons. Gene Ontology annotation, cellular component: MLL3/4 complex.